AGGAGCUUUCCUCUUCAGCUGGUUCUUCAAACAAGGUCACUUCUUCAGAGUCAGGCUAAGGUUAAAGCACAUAACCGAUUUUACAGAAAACUGAAUACUCAAUUGGCCCUUUAAAAAUUUUCAAUCUUCACUGAAAACUUCAGCUCUUCAAGACAUGCCGUUUCGUCGUCGGUGGUCGAACCACAAUCCAGGACCUGAAAUAUCCAAUCCAAACUCCUACACUUGAACUCAUUCCCUGUUUACCCAUGAAACGAAUUCACCAAAUCCCCUAUCACCGACAUCGCAAAUGGCUCAUGCCCACCAUUACAAUCUCCACCCUCUUCAUCCUCUUCCUCUUCAUCCUUCUCUUAAGCCGCAGCAAAUCUUCCAGAUCGGCUUCUUCUUACAAUCAACCCAGUUUCACCCAUUUUGACCUAGAUUCCGAUUCAGGACUUCCCCGGUUGCCCCGAUUUGCGUAUUUGAUUGCAGGUACGAAAGGGGAUGCUUCGCGGCUCCAGAGGGUUCUUCAAGCGUCGUAUCACCCCAGGAACUAUUACUUGCUGCAUCUGGAUCUCGAAGCUUCGGAUUCUGAGAGGCUUGAGCUUGCCAAGUAUGUGAAAUCGGACAUUGUGUUGAAGGGUUUUGGGAAUGUAAUGGUGGUUGGUAAGGCUGACUUGGUGACUUAUAAGGGUCCAACAAUGAUUGCUUGCACACUUCACGGGAUUGCCCUGUUGCUGAAGUGGACAAAUAAUUGGGAUUGGUUUAUUAAUCUAAGCGCGUCUGAUUAUCCUCUCUUGUCACAAGAUGAUCUCUUGCAUAUCUUUUCAUUCAUCCCCAGGGAUCUAAACUUCAUAGAGCACACGAGUAAUAUGGGUUGGAAAGAAUAUCAAAGGGCCAGGCCUAUCAUUAUAGAUCCAGGCUUAUAUAAUUCGAAGAAAUCCGGUGUUUAUUGGGCCAAAGAAAAAAGAUCUGUCCCAUCUUCUUUCAAGUUAUUCACAGGUUCUGCAUGGGUUGUCCUAACAAAACAGUUUCUGGAGUUCUGUGUUUGGGGUUGGGACAAUCUUCCUCGGACUCUGUUGAUGUAUUACACAAACUUUCUUUCAUCCCCAGAGGGCUACUUCCACACUGUCGUCUGCAACCACAAGGACUACCAGAACACAACAGUAAACCAUGAUUUGCAUUAUAUAAGGUGGAACAACCCUCCCAAGCAGCAUCCACUGUUGUUGAAAUUGGAGCAUUUUGAUGAUAUGGUGGAAAGUGGCACUCCAUUUGCCCGAAAGUUUGAGAAAGAUGAUCCAGUUCUCGAUAAGAUUGACAAGGAGCUCUUGAGAAGAUCAGAUGGCCACUUCACUCCUGGAGGUUGGUGUAUGGGAAAUCACUUUUUGAGCAUAGAUCGUUGUGCAGUUUAUGGGAAUCCAGUUUUAGUGAAACCAACUUCAAGUUCCAAGAGGCUAGAAAAACUGAUGGUGAAACUGUUAGAUCCUGAGAAUUUUCGGUUGAAACAGUGUAAAUAGUGUGGCCAGUUAGUUCAUUUUUCUUCCCACAAUUUUGCUUCUCUUGCAUUGCAGAUGAUUAUAGUUUCUCAACUUGGUCCUAGAGUUUCAACAUCUUAUUUCAAUCAUUCAAAGAGUAUCAUUUUUCUCUUUA
Molecule: messenger RNA, 1626 nt
Organism: Prosopis cineraria
Lineage: Eukaryota; Viridiplantae; Streptophyta; Magnoliopsida; Fabales; Fabaceae
Product: beta-glucuronosyltransferase GlcAT14C-like
Exons: 4
Coding region: 246-1493 (415 amino acids)
Cellular component (GO): membrane
Molecular function (GO): glucuronosyltransferase activity
Source: RefSeq, a predicted model, not a curated record